This is a messenger RNA of Musa acuminata AAA Group (dessert banana), 1513 nucleotides long. RefSeq names its product large ribosomal subunit protein uL1c. Lineage: Eukaryota; Viridiplantae; Streptophyta; Magnoliopsida; Zingiberales; Musaceae. Gene Ontology annotation, biological process: translation. Bases 66 to 1118 code for a protein of 350 amino acids. Gene Ontology annotation, molecular function: structural constituent of ribosome; RNA binding. Gene Ontology annotation, cellular component: large ribosomal subunit. The transcript is spliced from 7 exons. The record is from RefSeq and is a predicted model, not a curated record.
GCCACAGCCACUAAUCUCCUUCCUGCCCCUCCGCUGCUCCCCGCCACUCGCUCCCCUCCGUCGCGAUGGCCGGCGUCGCUAACCCAUCCAUCCUCUCCCCACCCACCGUUCUCUCCUCCCAAAAGCCCACCGCUUCUCGCUGCCUCCCUUCUCUCCGCCCCUUCUCCUCCUCCGCUUACCCUUCUUUGGCUCUCCUCAAUCUUCAUCUUCAUCCCCUUGCAAAACCCUGCCUCCCUAUCAUCCCCAGAAAACUCGAUGCUCCCAUCAUCCGCCCUGAGGCGUCAGACGUAGCUGCCGCGGAGGCUUAUCUCGCCGCAGAUGAAGCCGCCAGCGACUCGGCCGUCGCCACGGCAUCUCCGCAACCCAAGAUCAAAACGGGGAAGGCCGCGUUGCCACUCAAGAGGGACAGGACGAGGUCGAAGCGGUUCUUGGAGAUACAGAAACUGAGGGAGAACAAAAAGGAGUAUGAUGUGCCUACGGCGAUCUCGCUUCUUAAAGGAACGGCAAACACGAAAUUCGUGGAGUCGGCGGAGGCCCAUUUCCGCCUCAACAUCGAUCCCAAGUACAACGACCAGCAGCUGAGGGCCACGGUGAAUUUGCCAAAGGGUACUGGGCAGACUAUUAAAGUGGCUGUGCUAUCGCAAGGUGAAAGAAUUGAUGAAGCAAAAAAUGCAGGAGCUGAUAUAGUUGGUGGGGAAGAACUAAUAGAACAAAUAAAAGGCGGAUUUAUGGAUUUUGAUAAGUUAAUUGCUUCUCCAGAUAUGAUGCCCAAGGUUGCUAGUUUGGGGAAACUUUUAGGACCACGUGGACUUAUGCCUAACCCAAAAGCUGGUACAGUUACCACAGAUAUAUCUCAGGCUAUUCAAGAGUUUAAAAAAGGUAAAGUUGAAUACCGAGUGGAUAAGACUGGGAUUGUGCACUUGGCUUUUGGGCAGGUCAAUUUUACUGAUGAAGACCUGAUCAUCAAUCUGAUGGCUGCAGUUAGAUCAGUAGAAACAAACAAGCCUUCUGGUGCCAAAGGAGUAUACUGGAAAAGUGCACAUAUCUGUUCAUCAAUGGGACCUUCAGUUCGGUUAAACAUCAGAGAAAUGCUUGACUACAAACCCCCUGAGGUAUAGCAGCUUCAAAGAAUCUGAAGUAAUUUUCUGGAGUAGUCUACUGAUGACAUUGUGCUACUGCGUAAAGAAACACUGAAAAGCACGACGGAAAAGGAUCAGUAACAAUAGGGGGAGCCUCACGCAUUGGAUUCUCUCUUCAACAUCAUGGUGCAUAUUGUUAACCUCAUGAAGAAGUGAUUCUUGUAUUUAUACUCCUUGAGUGCUGAUUAUUUAGUUGGCACAAAAGUAUAGCAUGCAUCUUUUACUUUGUGGUCAUCGUCGUGGUGCAGGCUGCUGAACCAUUGGGUUCAGUAGAGCUCUGUUCCAUUUUGCAUAUCUUGCAAGCAUGUAUCUUUGAAACCAUUCAUGCUUUUUGCUCAUCUCAGAGAAGUUCUAGCACUAAUUUAUACCAUCAA